ACAUUGCUGACAGCCCCUCAGAGUCAAAUAAGAUUAACAUUUUAUUGAGAGGGAUAGUGAAUAAAUAUCCAUAAAUACAUACAUUAAUUCGCCAAUAUACUGUAUUUAAUCAGGACUUACAGAAAUGGGAAAACCUGUCUAAAUUCAUUUGACCCCAAGGUAUAACUGUCUCAGCCUUGUAGCAGUAUUGGUAAACCUGAGAUGUGCCAUAUGCUGUUCUCCAACGCUCUGUCUACAUAGCAACUCUACACAGGAAAUAGCAGAGAAAGGUUGCUGUGUAUUAACCUGAUCGCAAUUCCAACUCCCCCAACCCUACUGAGUGUUGCUUGUGAACAAACAGAGGUCCUAUUCAUAGGGACUAGGCCGCAGACCUCGCUGCAAGAUGCUCUACGGUAAUUUUAUAUUCAAAACACUUAGAAACGUCCAAUCUCUCCGAAGCUUGAUAAAAAACCAUGGGCUUGUUCAACCAAUGCUUUCAAGGCAUAGAGGAACCAUCCCGAGGAGCUGUUUGCAUCGAAGGGGAUCACAAGUGAUGGAAGUGUUUGUUUGGACAGAAAAUAAAUUCUGUAGAGGGGAAGGAGAAAGGAGUUCACCUUGUGUUUAAGUUAAACCCUCCAGGAAAUAUCGUUUCGGAAUAGGCUGGGGUUGAUCUUCUUGCAGUCACUUUGCAGUUCAGAGGAGCAGAUACCAACAUCCAACUUUAAGAAUUAAGCAUAAACAACAUGAAGCUACUUCUUACCCUGUUGUUUUUCGGUAUUUUGGGAUCCUCUGGCUGGGCCCAAAAGCUUCGAGAGAAAUUAAGCAUGGGCCUUCACCAAGAGGCCCCAAAGACAAGCAACACCAAUCUCGUGGAAGACACAUCUUCAUCCUCAACUGAGAAGGUUCCUGAGCACAGCACCGCCAGACAAAGGAAAGGAGAGGCAGCCACGUUGGGUGGUCCCUUAAUUGCAGGAAAAGGACAAUGCUUGGUGAAUGGGAUGAUCAUGUACAAUGGAGCCGCGUGGUCCCCACAGCGAUGUACCAUAUGUGUAUGUGACCAAGGAAAGAAGGUGUGUGAACCUCUGGACUGUGAAGAGGAUAUUGCUUGUCCUGCUGGUAAAUUACAAAUACCUCCGGGUGAAUGUUGCCCCAUCUGUGUGAAGACAGAAAAGACACAAGUUCCACUUGAGUCAGCAGCAACGCUUAACCAAGCAAAAGUAACAGCACAAAAACACAAGGAAGUAAAAAAAGACACAAAACAGAUGAAGGUCAAAGGAGAUACUACAAGGAUAACAUCCAGACCGGCCCUGGAGCUGAAUACAACUAGGAAUAAUAACACUACGGCCAUAAAGCCACCAAAACCAAAGAGAACAACAGCAAUAAAUAGACAGGUUGAUGGUGCCCAGUGGAAAUCUCCAGCUAAAAAGGAAAUAAAUAAUAAAAAACAGGAAACCAAUGUCCAGAAGAAAGAAGUGAAGCUUCAUAAGACAAAGAAAGAGGAAAACGGGGAGAAAAAUUCACAUGUUGAAGGCUUGAAGACCCCUCAGAAGAAACGGCCAACUGAGGAGAAGACAAGAAACAAAGCAAUAAAAAAGGCGGCAUCACCAAUCCCCAGCACAAAGAAACCAAAGACUCCACAUAAGGAAACCAAUAACAAACAGGAGGAUAUUAAGCUAUUGCCACCGACACCAACCAUGCCCGGUGUGCCAUCAUUCAUUCGUCCAACGCUGCCUCACAUCCCCUCAUUACCUAGCGGCUGUCUCCUGUCUGAAUCCGCCAUCGCCUGUGUCAACACAAAGAUGACCUACCUGCCUCUCAUGACUGACCCAGGAUUGAAGAUUCUUUACUUGGCAGAAAAUGAGAUUUCGAAACUUCCUGCCAGGGCUUUUGCAGGGCUCCCUAAUUUAGAAUGGUUGGAUUUAAGCAAGAAUAGGCUGGAUGACUCUGGCCUGUCAGAUGAUGUCUUCAAGAAUUUAACCAAACUGAAGAGGCUCAAUUUGGAUGGGAACCAUUUGACUUUCCUUCCACAACUGCCAACAUCUCUCCAGGAACUAAAAGUCAACGACAAUAACAUUUUGGAACUAAACCGACACAGUUUCCAUGGUUUAGGUCAUUUACUUACUCUUGAAAUGGAGGGAAAUGGGUUUCAUGAUGGAAAUGUCUCCCCUCUGACUUUUAAACCUUUAAAGAAGCUGAUUUAUUUACGACUUAACCGCAAUCACUUCCGUGCUGUACCAUCAGGACUCCCGCCCACCAUACAGGAACUGCAUUUAGAAAACAACCGCAUUGAAGUCGUAUCGGAAGGGAUACUCAACAAAACCCUCAACCUGAGUAUUAUCGUCCUGAGUAACAACAGACUUCAGGAAGACCGCAUUGCCCCUCGGGCCUGGAUUCACCUUAUGAAUGUGGAAUCUCUCGAUUUGUCUCAUAACCGCUUGGUUCAUGUUCCCUCCUUUUUGCCCCGUGGAGUAAAGCAGCUGAUCCUACACCACAACCAGAUUGAGCUUAUUCCCGGCUACGUAUUUGCUCACAUGAAACCUGGGCUGGAAUUUCUUCAUCUGUCACACAAUAACUUAAGAGAUGAUGGUGUUCAUGCCGUGUCGUUUUUUGGCCUCUACAAAUCCCUCAAUGAACUUUUGUUGGACAACAACUACUUUCAAAGCAUUCCACGUGGUAUCCUGAAUUUGAAAUCCUUACAGGUUCUCCGUCUUAGCCAUAAUAAAAUAAGAUAUGUGCCUCUUAAUUCAAUCUGUGAUACUAGAAUAUCCGAAGACUCCAACCUGGUCUCUGUGCAUCUGGAAAACAACCAUAUCAACCGGCACCUCAUUCCACCAACUGCAUUGUCCUGCAUUAAAACCUAUCACAGCGUCAUCCUGCGACCUCAACAUGAUGAAUAUGAGGAGUACUAAAGGCAUGAAUGUCAACCAAAGAAGCUUCCAUCCCGGCAUAACCGUAUAUAUAUGUAUAAAGAAGGGUUCAGAGAGGACUAAGAGUAUACUGAGCAUGAGUGCGGGAAACCAUACUGUUACCAAAUUGUUACAUUACCAUUGAUGCCAAAAUGUGUAGAUGUAUUAAAAGGGGUGAGUGCUGGUGCUCAUGCCCAACAACUUUAACUAAAAAAAAAAAUAUGAAUAAAGAUUUAUUGUCAAAUGGUUUUUGGUCAAUGAAUCACACAAGAGAAAAAAAACUAAAAAAUGGAUUUGCGCCCCUAGGCAAGUAUGUUUAUGAGGAUAUCAGGAUAUAUAUUGUAGUCAGUUAAAUUACACUUACUGAGCAGGGUUGCGCUAAGAGCACAACACCUGGAAGUGUAUAUAGAAGGUAAAGACCUGCAGCCACGGUCCUCCGGUA
Molecule: messenger RNA, 3327 nt
Organism: Hyla sarda
Lineage: Eukaryota; Metazoa; Chordata; Amphibia; Anura; Hylidae
Product: extracellular matrix protein 2-like
Exons: 10
Coding region: 723-2888 (721 amino acids)
Biological process (GO): positive regulation of cell-substrate adhesion; extracellular matrix organization
Cellular component (GO): extracellular matrix
Molecular function (GO): collagen V binding; heparin binding; protein binding
Source: RefSeq, a predicted model, not a curated record